Messenger RNA from Manis pentadactyla (Chinese pangolin), 2586 nucleotides. It is a transcript of the gene PLA2G3, whose product is annotated as phospholipase A2 group III. Gene Ontology annotation, biological process: phospholipid metabolic process; arachidonate secretion. Lineage: Eukaryota; Metazoa; Chordata; Mammalia; Pholidota; Manidae. Bases 155 to 1705 code for a protein of 516 amino acids. Gene Ontology annotation, molecular function: A2-type glycerophospholipase activity. The record is from RefSeq and is a predicted model, not a curated record. The transcript is spliced from 7 exons.
GCCUCCUUCCUACUCCUCCCAGAGCUCCAUUCAUUGGCCCUGCUGCUCCGGGUCUUCUGGGCGCUGCUUCCACUCAGCUGCCGCGCCGCUGCCUCGGGGGCCGCCAGGGGUGGGCGUCCCAAGAGCUUCGUCUGACUGGGCUGGGCCAGGAGGAAUGAGGGUUCUGGUAGUGCUGUUGGGGAUACUGAGCUUCCUGGGGGGAGCUCUGGGGGGGUCCUCUGCCCUCCCCUGGGAUAUCACCUCCUGCUACUUAGCUAGGCCCAUCGCUGGCAGCCCCCUAGGGUCCCUGAGCUUCCUGGGCAAGGAUGCCCAGGGACAGGCCCUGUUCCAUGCCCGCUGGGAUGGGCAUGGGAGGCUGCAGGUGUGUAGCCGGCAGGAUGAGCUGGAGCUCAUGGAAGCCUUCAGUGCCCUCUGUGCUGGUGAAAUCACCCGGGGCUCCUUCAUCCACACCCCUGGACCCGAGCUGCAGAGAGCCCUGGCCACCCUUCAGAGUCAGUGGGCAGCCUGCCACAGGCGCACUGAGAGUCCAGCAGGGGCCAGGGAGAAGCGAGCCACGGGGCAGAGCAGAGCACCUGGCGUGGGGCAUCAGCGGGGGAAGAGAGGCUGGACCAUGCCCGGCACACUGUGGUGUGGAGUCGGGAAUUCUGCCGGGAACUCCUCGGAGCUAGGAGUCUUCCAGGGCCCUGAUCUCUGCUGCCGAGAACAUGACCUCUGCCCCCAGACCAUCUCACCCUUCCAGUACAACUAUGGCAUCCGAAACUACCGAUUCCACACCAUUUCCCACUGUGACUGUGAUGCCAGGUUCCAGCAAUGCCUGAAGAACCAGCAGGACUCCAUCUCGAACAUCGUAGGCGUGGCCUUCUUCAACGUGCUGGAGACACCCUGCUUCGUAUUGGAGGAGCAGGAGGCGUGUGUGGCGUGGUACUGGUGGGGAGGGUGUAGAAAGUAUGGCUCCAUAGCCCUGGCCCGCCUGAAGCCUAGGACCCCCUACAAUGCCUCCUGGAGCUCCCAAGUCAUGUCCUUGACUCCCGGCCCCACGGGCCCAGGACACAGCAAGCCACCACAGCAGCAACGCCCUCAGAAGAGGCCACCACAGUGGAAAGGGUCCAAGCACCCCAGCAAAGCCAACACCACAGCCCUCCAGGACCCCAUGGCAUCCCCCAAGCCUGAUGUGGCCCCCACAACCCAGCUGAAGGUCACCCAUCUAGGCCUUCAGGGGCCAUGGGGUACCCUAAAACCUCAGGCACACCUGCCCCCAGGCAUCCACCGGGCCUGCCGCAUUUUCCGCCGCCUGGAUCAGUGUGAGCACCAGAUUGGGCCUCAGGAGACCAAGUUCCAGCUGUUCAACAAUGCACACGAGCGCCUCUUCCACUGCAAUUGCACACGCCGACUGGCACGCUUCCUGAGGUUCCACAGCCCACCCACGGGCACCAACAUGCUUUGGGAGCUGCUGGGCAUGACCUGCUUCAAGCUGGCCCCUCCACUGGACUGUGCUGAGGGCCAAGGCUGUUCCAGAGACCUUAGGGCCAUCAAGGUGUCAGCUCGGCACUUGCGGCGACUCCAGCCCCAGAGUACAGGCACAGACGAGAGGCAGGCAUGGCCUUCAGAGCACCCAAGGGCCCCCAUGUCAUUCUAUAGCCGGUGCCUGAGGCUGACCCGGGCAGCCUGGAGACCUGAUGGGCAGCAGAAAUCGUGGAACCAGUGACCUCAGUUCUAGCUCUUCUGGGCGCCAGACUGAACCUUGCCCCUGGCUUUGCUAGAUUCUGGGGGUCUUCGCCUCCUCUCCACGUGUUAGACUGAAGCUUGGUAAGGGCUUUUGUGGACAGGCAAGAGGCUGGAUGGUGGAGAGGCAGGCUGAGGCUGACAUGCUGGACAUGUCUCCUGCUGUGCUUGGUGAUCUUGAGCUGGUGACACAAUCCCUCUGUGCUCGGUAUUUAGGAGGCUCAUUCUGAUGCCCUAGGCUCGGGCCUUGCCAGGGAACUUCAUGUCCAGAUGGGAAUGGGGAGGAGGUAACUUAUUGUAGCAGCCUCAGGAGAUUCCAGGAAGAGGCAUACAUACUUCCACAUUGUAAAAUUAAUAACAUGUCUUAAGUGCUUGCCAGGUGAGCCCCAGCACCUGCCGGCUGAGGCCUGGGCCAGCAGAUGGGGAAUGAGGGAUGUCACAAAAGCGUGUGUGUCUGGAUCCUGGAUGGGGGGUUGGGGGGCACUACAGAGAGGCUUCCCAACUCCCCUCCUACCUGGGGGACCUCUUCACAGCUUCCAUGCCCUUCCUGGCCCAUUCUUUCUGCUCUAAACCUAAAUUCAAAUCUUCCCUGUGCCCUUGAGCAAGAGACCUCCCUGCCCAACACUGAGCCUUAGUUUCUUCUUCCGAGAAAGGGGAGUGUGAACAGGACCUACCUCAUAGGGUGGCUGAAGAUGCAGCGAACCAAUACAGUCCCAGUUAGCACCUGAAUGUCCCUUUCCUCGAACACACAGCCAAACUGCACCUGGAGGCCCCAGUCUGCUCGCUUGUGAAAUGGGUUUAAGAACUGGACUGAACUCAACACAACUCAGGGUCGUGGUGCAGAUUAAAUGAGUGAGUGUGUGU